Messenger RNA from Marmota flaviventris (yellow-bellied marmot), 1081 nucleotides. Lineage: Eukaryota; Metazoa; Chordata; Mammalia; Rodentia; Sciuridae. The record is from RefSeq and is a predicted model, not a curated record.
AGGUGUCAGCUAGGAAUGGGCCAUUUGUCAUCUUUAUGGGCAAGAGGAGAAACCUGGCUGAGCUGAAUCCCAGAGACAGAAUUAGAUUCAUGGGCAGGGCUCCUAAUGAGUGACCAAAUAUUGGUGUCAACUUGACAGAUCCUAUGUUCCGAGGAAUUUAUAGGGGGGUUCAGAAGCAUCAAGAUGAUUUACAGGAUGUAAUAGAGAGAGCUAUCCAGACUGGUGUUAAAAAGUUUAUGAUUACGGGUGGAGAUCUGCAAGACAGUAAAGCUGCACUGAAUCUGGCACAAACAAAUGAUAUGUUUUUCAGCACAGUUGGAUGUCAUCCUACAAGAUGUGGAGAAUUUGAAAAGAAUAAUCCUGACAUUUACUUAAUGGAAUUGCUAAAUCUUGCUGAAAACAAUAAGGGGAAGGUUGUAGCAGUAGGGGAAUGUGGACUUGACUUUGAUCGACUACAGUUUUGUCCCAGAGAUACCCAGCUCAAAUACUUUGAAAAACAAUUUGAACUGUCAGAAAAAUCAAAAUUACCAAUGUUUCUUCAUUGUCGAAACUCACAUACUGAGUUUUUAGACAUAAUGAAAAGAAAUAGAGAUCGGUGUGUAGGUGGGGUGGUGCAUUCAUUUGAUGGUACCAAGGAAGCAGCAGCUGCUCUGAUUGACUUGGAUCUUUAUAUAGGGUUUAAUGGUUGCUCACUGAAAACUGAGGCUAAUUUGGAAGUCUUGAAGUCAAUACCUAGUGAAAAAUUAAUGAUUGAAACUGAUGCACCUUGGUGUGGAGUCAAAAAUACACAUGCUGGAUCAAAAUAUGUAAAAACUUCAUUUCCUACAAAAAAGAAAUGGGAAAAUGGGCAUUGUUUAAAAGAUAGAAAUGAACCCUGUCAUAUAAUUCAAAUACUGGAGAUAAUGUCAGCAGUAAGAGAUGAAGAUCCACUUGAAUUAGCCAAUACACUCUAUAACAACACCAUUAAAUUAUUUUUUUCCUGAUACUGGUAUAUCUUCCAUUUUCCAUCAUGUAUGUAACAAUUUCAUGAUAAAACUGACUUUAAGUUUUAAUAAAGAAAAUUCUCUGGAUGUCAUCUAAA